Molecule: messenger RNA, 3689 nt
Organism: Apodemus sylvaticus (European woodmouse)
Lineage: Eukaryota; Metazoa; Chordata; Mammalia; Rodentia; Muridae
Gene: Nploc4
Product: NPL4 homolog, ubiquitin recognition factor
Exons: 17
Coding region: 174-2000 (608 amino acids)
Biological process (GO): ubiquitin-dependent protein catabolic process
Cellular component (GO): nucleus
Molecular function (GO): ubiquitin protein ligase binding; ubiquitin binding
Source: RefSeq, a predicted model, not a curated record
AGUGAAGCACCGGACGUCGGCACUGGCGGAGCCGGGCGGCGAAGCUGGAGCGGCGGUGGCGGCGGCGGCGGGAGGCCGGGGCCGGGGCUGAGGCCGAGGCCGGGGCUUCGAGGCCCUUGGGGAGACAAGCGGCGGGAGCCCGGGGCCCGAGUCCGGAGACAGGAGCGGCCGCCAUGGCCGAGAGCAUCAUAAUCCGUGUCCAGUCCCCUGAUGGAGUGAAGAGGAUCACAGCAACAAAGAGAGAAACAGCUGCAACAUUUCUGAAAAAGGUUGCAAAGGAGUUUGGCUUCCAAAACAACGGCUUCUCAGUUUACAUCAAUAGAAACAAGACUGGAGAGAUAACGGCAUCAUCUAGCAAAUCCCUCCAUUUGCUAAAAAUCAAGCAUGGCGAUUUGUUGUUCCUGUUUCCCUCAAGCCUUGCUGGACCCUCGUCUGAGAUGGAAACAUCGACCUCAGUAGGGUUAAAGGCCUUUGGUGCUCCUAACGUGGUUGAAGAUGAGAUCGAUCAAUACCUCAGCAAGCAGGAUGGGAAGAUUUACAGGAGCCGAGACCCACAGCUAUGCCGCCAUGGUCCCUUGGGCAAGUGUGUGCACUGUGUCCCACUGGAGCCAUUUGAUGAGGACUAUCUGAACCACUUGGAGCCUCCUGUGAAGCACAUGUCCUUCCAUGCCUACAUCCGGAAGCUGACUGGAGGGGCUGACAAGGGGAAGUUUGUUGCCCUGGAAAACAUCAGCUGCAAGAUUAAGUCCGGAUGUGAGGGACACCUCCCUUGGCCAAACGGUAUCUGCACCAAAUGCCAGCCUAGUGCCAUCACUCUGAACAGACAGAAAUACAGACAUGUGGACAACAUCAUGUUUGAGAAUCACACGGUUGCUGACCGCUUCCUGGACUUCUGGAGAAAGACAGGAAACCAACAUUUCGGGUACUUAUAUGGACGGUACACAGAGCACAAAGACAUUCCUCUCGGCAUCAGGGCUGAAGUGGCUGCGAUUUAUGAGCCUCCUCAGAUUGGUACACAGAACAGCCUGGAGCUUCUGGAAGAUCCGAAAGCUGAGGUGGUUGACGAGAUUGCUGCCAAGCUUGGCCUGAGGAAGGUUGGAUGGAUAUUCACGGACCUUGUCUCAGAAGAUACCCGAAAGGGUACAGUCCGAUACAGUCGGAAUAAGGACACCUAUUUCCUGAGUUCAGAAGAAUGCAUCACUGCAGGAGACUUUCAAAACAAGCACCCCAACAUUUGCCGGCUCUCUCCUGAUGGGCAUUUUGGAUCCAAGUUUGUUACUGCAGUGGCCACAGGUGGUCCUGACAACCAGGUACACUUUGAAGGGUACCAGGUAUCCAAUCAGUGCAUGGCACUGGUCCGAGAUGAGUGUCUUCUACCUUGUAAGGAUGCCCCUGAGCUCGGCUAUGCCAAGGAGUCCAGCAGUGAGCAGUAUGUUCCUGAUGUGUUUUAUAAGGACAUAGACAAGUUUGGCAAUGAGAUCACCCAGCUGGCCCGGCCCCUGCCCGUGGAGUAUCUCAUCAUAGAUAUCACAACCACCUUCCCCAAGGAUCCAGUUUACACUUUUUCUAUUUCUCAAAAUCCGUUUCCUAUUGAAAACCGGGAUGUACUGGGUGAAACACAGGACUUCCAUAGUUUGGCAACCUACUUGUCCCAGAAUACCUCAUCCGUGUUCUUGGAUACCAUCUCCGACUUCCAUCUCCUGCUGUUUCUGGUCACCAAUGAAGUCAUGCCGCUGCAGGACAGUAUCAGCCUGCUGCUAGAAGCCGUGAGGACCAGAAAUGAGGAGCUAGCACAGACAUGGAAAAAGUCUGAACAGUGGGCCACCAUCGAACAGCUAUGCAGCACCGUUGGUGUGCAGCUCCCAGGCCUCCAUGAGUUUGGUGCAGUCGGGGGUUCUGCGCGUGCUGCUACCUCUGCCAUGUGGGCCUGUCAGCACUGCACCUUCAUGAACCAACCUGGCACAGGCCACUGCGAGAUGUGCAGCCUCCCCCGGACCUAGGGCUCUGGGCCUCUGCUGCAUGGGACUGGGCCAGCCCAGCCCUCUCUGAAGUCUGGAGCGCCACAUGUUCCCUAUAAGGCCUGAAGCCCACCGCCCUGAAAGAGUGGAGCCAGCUACCCUGCUGUUCCAGAUAUACUGCAGUGUCUCAGUGCAGAACCUGAAGAGAAAGAACCCCGGCCGCUGUGCUGGGUUCAACAGAGCCUCCCAACUGGAAAGGCAGAGCAGACCUGCCCAAGAGCACCCCACUUGCCUCACUUCUUAAUAGCACCCCACUGGAUUGGAGGGACUGAACACCUCCAACCAAUCACCUGAAAUUGGGGUACACAGAGAGGGUGCUGCUGUCACCCAGCUAUCUUUCCUUCCUUUACAAUUUUUGUUUUCUGCUUUCCCACCUUUUCACCCUGUAUUUGAUGGAUGUCCUUGGCUGUCUCUGUCCCCUGGCUGUGGGGCUGUGUCCCUCCUUUGGGAGCAUGUGUGGCUAGGGCAUGGUAGCCGUGGUCUGACAUGCCGUGUAAUAGGUCCCUGCCCUUUACUUGCCUGAAAUCUGCAGAUAGCAGCAGCAAUUCCCACCCAGGAAACUUUUAUUUAUUGUUUUUUAAAGAUAAAACUGCACAGAUGGGAGUGAAAGAUUUAACUCUGCUCUUUCCUCCUUCAGUGCAGCUACUCCUGGGUGGUUUAUUGGGCAGGCGGCCACCAUCAUUUCUCCUCUGAAGCAAACCUCAGUGCCUGAGACUUAGCUGCCACGCUGCAGACAGUGGCAGUCGGUAGCAUGGGUUCCUCAGAGCAGCAGUGGCUCUGGCCUGACAGCCCUUCAAGUCUGUGGGCAGCCCCGGAGUUCUGGCCCCCCUCCUAGCACUGCUCCUUUACCAACAACUCCCUACACUAUAGCCUUCUUGCACAGUGCUGUGGCAGUUGAGAAACCUAGAAGAGGUGCCCAUGUGACCACUGUGAGGCAAAUAGAAACAGUCUCUGAGGGUCCUGUGUGGCUGUGUUAUGACAGCCCUUACCCAGGUAAGAUACGGAUAUCUCGAUGCCUCGUUGCCUUAAUGAGAGCUACGUCAGCUGUCCUUCACCCUGGGAAAGGCCAUGCCAACUGUGGACUGCUGGGAGUCGUGUGUCGCUUUAGUAGAAUGUAGCCAUGCUUGCUUCCGCAUCUUUGGCCCUGUGGACAGAACACUUGUUGCUAGGUUAUCGUGGCAGGCCUGGCCGGCUACGUCGGUCUCACCUGGCAGAGACCUGAACUGAAGCCCUGGGACUGUGGGGCCAUUGGGCUUGGUUUGGUAUUGACAGGGUCAUCCUGGACAAGACAAGCAGUGGAGAGAGGAAGUGCUGAGGGCUGGCCAACCUCCCUCCUGGCGGGUCCCUGGCCAGGGCUUUACAGUGCUGGUGGGGUUUUUUGUUUUGUUUUGGUUUGGUUUUGUUUUCUGGUCCCUAAGUCUGAUAGACUGGAUGUCCUGCCAUCUCUGUGUCUGCGACUUAGCUGUGUUUCUGAUGCCAAUCACACUAGCACCAUUCUGACUCAUGCUGGGCAGGUGCUGGGCAGCACAGACUCUGGAGACCCGUUUGCCACUGCUUUUCCCCCAUUCAUCUUUGUCUACAAAGUUAAUUACGUUCUCAUGUUCUCGCAUCCACGUAAUUCUCGUUUUCUCUGACUUUUAGCAAAAGAAAUUUUUGUGAUUUCUCUGCUUA